This is a messenger RNA of Linum tenue, 2331 nucleotides long. The record is from the annotation of a GenBank genome assembly. NCBI's taxonomy places the organism in Eukaryota, Viridiplantae, Streptophyta, Magnoliopsida, Malpighiales, Linaceae.
CUACUUCUUCUGCUGCGGGUCAUAUCGCUGGUUCCCGCUUGGAAUGGAUUUUAUCUUCUGAGUUCUGACCCUUCCAUCUCUCUGUUCUCCGUCCCCUUCUCUACCAGAACUGGCUCGCUCAUCCGCCGCCGCCUCCGCUGACGUGAAGUGAAGGGAAUUGAAGGUAUAGGGAGCUUUGGGGGGGACGACAAUGGCAAGUUCGAUAGCAGCCGCUACUGGGACGGCGUCAUGGAUGAGGAUGGGCAGCAGGGUAAUCCCUGAUUUCUGCCACCUGCCCCUCCAUUCCGCUACUCGAUCCCCGGUUCUGAAACCUCUAGCCCUGCGAUUCUCUUCAUUUGCUCCUCCCUCCUCUCGGACGUGGAGCGCGAGAAAGUUCUCUGUUUGUGCCUCCAAGUCCACUGCUGAUCAACACCAGCAAGUCCGGGUUCGUUUCGCUCCUUCCCCGACUGGGAAUCUCCAUGUUGGUGGUGCUCGGACUGCUCUCUUCAAUUAUCUCUUUGCAAGGUCCAAAGGUGGUAAAUUUGUGCUGAGGAUUGAAGAUACCGACUUGGAGAGGUCGACUAGAGAAGCAGAAGAUGCCGUGCUCCAGGAUCUUGCUUGGCUUGGUCUUGAUUGGGAUGAAGGUCCUUGGAUUGAUGGAGACUAUGGCCCGUAUCGGCAAUCUGAAAGGAAUUCUCUUUAUAAACAACACGCUGAGAGGCUCUUGGAGUCUGGUCAUGUUUACCGUUGCUUCUGUUCCAGUGAGGAACUUGAGAAAAUGAAGGAAGUAGCACAAUUGAAACAACUACCUCCUGUGUACUCUGGAAAGUGGGCUACUGCAACAGAUGAUGAAGUAAUGCAUGAGAUGGAAAAGGGAACCCCAUAUACCUACCGAUUCCGUGUUCCAAAGCAUGGGAAUCUGAAAAUAAAUGAUCUCAUUCGGGGUGAAGUAAGUUACAAUCGACUAGGCAUCUACCUCUGCCAUUUCCAUCCUAUUGCCAACUGGAAAAAGAAUUCUAUGAUUCAUUAUAAUUGUGUUCUGAAGGUUAGUUGGAAUCUGGACACACUUGGGGAUUUUGUAAUCAUGAGGAGCAAUGGACAACCCGUUUACAACUUUUGUGUCACAGUGGAUGAUGCUACCAUGGCUAUCUCACAUGUUAUUAGGGCUGAAGAGCAUUUGCCAAAUACUCUGAGGCAAGCAUUAAUAUAUCAGGCUCUUGGAUUUCCGAUGCCUCAGUUUGCACACGUAUCCCUAAUUCUAGCACCUGAUCGUAGCAAGCUAUCGAAAAGGCAUGGUGCAACUUCAGUUGGUCAGUUCAAGGAGAUGGGCUACCUUCCCCAAGCAAUGAUAAAUUACCUGGCACUUUUAGGUUGGGGGGAUGGCACUGAAAAUGAAUUUUACAGCCUUGAACAACUAGUUGAAAAGUUCACAAUUGAUCGUGUUAACAAAAGUGGCGCCGUGUUUGAUUCUACUAAGUUGAGGUGGAUGAAUGGUCAGCAUUUAAAAGCGCUUCCAUCUGAGAAAUUGACAAAGCUUAUAGGUGAACGGUGGAAGAACAUUGAAAUACUAAUGGAGUCCCAGGGUUCUUUUAUAGAAGAGGCUGUUAAUCUGCUUAAGGAUGGCAUAGAUUUGGUACCUGAUGCAGACAAAGUGAUGUUGAAUCUGUUGUCAUAUCCCUUACAAGAGACGUUAAUGAGUGCUGAAGGUAAAGCUGUUGUAGAAGACAAACUUUCUGAAGUAGCAGAGAAGCUGUUGGCAGCAUUUGACAGCGGGGAGCUUAUUACUGCUCUAGAAGGAGGUCAUUCCGGGUGGAAGAGUUGGGUGAAGGACUUUGGUAAAUCUACAAAGCGCAAGGGGAAAUCUUUGUUUAUGCCGCUGAGGGUGCUGCUAACUGGGAAGCUGCAUGGUCCUGACAUCGGUGGGAGCAUGGUGUUGCUCCAUAGAGCUGGGAGUGAGGGUAUAGUGUGCCCUCAAGUUGGAUUUUUGAGAUUGGAAGAGAGGUUUAAGCUGUUGAGGGAAGUGAACUGGGAGGCGUUAUCAUCGACCAAAGAUGAAGAAGGUGCUGCUGUGGAACCAGCUGCUGCUGGUGUAUCGAACUGAAAGAGUGCUCUUACUGCUGCAUACGGCGGUUGCUUUCGGUUUUGUUGGUUAAGAGAGGGUUUUUGACGUUUGAUUGAGCUUUUUGUUUAUAGCCUAGCCAUGUAGUUGAGGGGUGUGUUUGUUUCAUCAUGUUCUUUAGCUUCCAAAUGUUUAGGACUAUUGGCCAUGAUUCAAGUGGAAUAAUUAUCUGAACCUUAUUAUUCGUAACUAUAUUGUUGAAUACUUAGACAAUAAUAACUAUAUAUGGUGGU